Molecule: messenger RNA, 1617 nt
Organism: Lachancea thermotolerans CBS 6340
Lineage: Eukaryota; Fungi; Ascomycota; Saccharomycetes; Saccharomycetales; Saccharomycetaceae
Gene: STP1
Product: Stp1p
Exons: 1
Coding region: 1-1617 (538 amino acids)
Biological process (GO): regulation of transcription by RNA polymerase II
Cellular component (GO): nucleus
Molecular function (GO): RNA polymerase II cis-regulatory region sequence-specific DNA binding; DNA-binding transcription factor activity, RNA polymerase II-specific
Source: RefSeq, a predicted model, not a curated record
AUGCCUUACGUUUCGCUUUUAAAACCUAGCCAAAACAAGAUCCUGGUGUCGAUCGCGGAGAAAGUCAAGGAGUUCUUCCGAAAUUUGGCGGAUUUUGUGGUUGCUGGUGACGGUAACUCCAAGGAUGCGAAGAAGGACGUAGAGGAGGGAAUUAACGAGGCCGAGGAGGUUAAGAACAGCCCCGAGAAGUCCAGAUCUCUCUUUCCGGCGCAGAAUAAUGUGGACAAGAGCCUCGAGCUGGCACCGACGAUUGUGCCUUGCGCGUUGGACCUCUCAACUUUGCAAAGCCCUAUUUCCAUGACCAAGACCCCCGAAGGGCACCUGGACUGGCAGCUAAUGGCCCCUUCGAUGACGGGCGACGCAGCCGGACCCAAUGGUCCUCCGAGCUUCGCUCCCACGCUGAAUUCCCCGGAGAGCAUUGAAUGUAAGACCGAGGACGACGAACACGGGUGCUCGGACAAGGACCAGAAAAGGUUUGUGUGCCACUACUGCAAUGCCAAGUUUUACAUAAGAGGGUACCUGACUAGACACAUCAAGAAACACGCGGUCGAGAAGGCUUACUACUGCCCAUACUUCAACGCGGACGCCCCCAAAGACCAGCGCUGCCACACGACGGGCGGGUUCUCCAGAAGAGACACCUACAAGACACACCUGAGGUCUAGGCACUUUAUUUGCCCCAAGGGCGUGAGAAGCCAAGAAAAAGCAAAGUCUUCGGGCCGCUGUGCCCACUGCAAUGAGCAGUUUGACAAAACUGACGACUGGAUCAAGAGCCACGUCGAGGCAGGCGAAUGCAAGGGCCUUCCUGACGGCUUCAAGGUGGCAGUUAAGAGCAGCAGAAAGACGGGCAAGUUGAAGAUGAUCAAAACCUCAAACGGUCACUCGAGGUUCAUUUCCACCCAACAGUGCGUCAUUGAGCCCAGCGUCAUGCACAACAAAGAGGCGCUUGAGGCUACUGCCAUCGUGAUUGACCAGUCUAAGAAUAAUGGAAACCCCCUUGAGUCUACCGUGCUCACCACCAAUGAUAACAAAAUUAUGCUAAACUCGGAGCAUUUUCAAGGCGCUUCUAAGACAAAGAAAAACAACAAGGUUUCACCAAAGAAGCCCGAAGUGGCGAGCCUGGACGGACCACAGGACAGUUUUUUCAAUUAUCCCAACAGCCAGGCCUCCCUGGGAACUGCACAGCCUCACCUACAAAGCUAUCCCUUCAGCCAGGUCACGCCUGUCAAAGAGACUUCUUUGGAUGAAGGCUGCUUGUCGAUGGACCCAUCGCCGACCGAGGACGCAGGCCUUGAGGCGGUUAAUUCUUCAUCGUCCGCUUCCUCACGUGUGUCUUUCCACGACCAUAACGUCAAGGACAACCAAGCCAGCUCUAUGCCUUACCCUAAUGCCCACGACGAUUUUUUCCAGUUUCCACUGGAUAUUGACCAGUGCCCCAUGAACCCCAUGUACUACGAGCGCCCUGUGCAGUCGCAUAACGAAGGGCUUGCAAGUGAAGGCUCUCAAAUUAACGAAACACUCAAUAAACAGAUGGAUGCAGUUGUGCUCAGUGAAAGACAUUUUAGAGAGAACCAGCAGUACUUGAACUUUUACAACUACACUUUUGAUUCCCACCUUUGA